UCGUUCCUGCGCAGGCCUCCCGGAAGUGGUGUAGGAUCCCCGGAAGACGGCGGCGCGCGGGUGCAGGGAGGCGGCCGCCACCCUCCUCCUCCCUCCCUCGCCGCCGGCCCGUCCACCAUGUCCGCCUUCGACACCAACCCCUUCGCCGACCCGGUGGAGGUCAAUCCCUUCCAGGAUCCCUCGGUGACCCAGUUGACCCAUCCGCCGCAGGGUGGCCUGGACGAAUUCAACCCUUUCUCGGAGACUCCUCGGCUGACCAAUGUGGCACCAACAACCGUUCCCAUCGCCCAGCCCACUGGGCCCUCCCAGCCCGCGGUGCUCCAGCCCUCCGUAGAACCUACCCCCAAGCUGCUGCUUAGACAGGCCGGCAAGUACCUGCCCCCCAAGUUCCUGGCAGAGAGCAAGCUCUCAGAGAGACAGAGGUUGCUAGGAGGAGAUAAUGUUCAGAGUGACAGCCACAAGCGAGCAAAGUCGGUAGCAUCUGCAGCCCAGGCUGGGCUGCUCCAGCAGCAAGAGGAGCUGGAGAGGAAAGCGGCGGAGCUGGACAGGAAGGAGCGAGAACUAAAGAACAGCGCAGCCAAGUUGAAUGUGAGACAAAACAAUUGGCCCCCCCUGCCCCAAAAGUUCCCCAUCAAGCCCUGCUUCUACCAGGAUUUCUCUGCAGACAUCCCAGCCGAUUACCAGCAGACGUGCAAAAUGCUGUAUUACCUCUGGAUGUUGCACUCUGUGACUCUGUUCCUGAAUCUGCUGGCCUGCCUGGCCUGGUUCUUUGCUGACCCUGCCAGGGGGGUCGACUUCGGCCUGUCAAUCCUGUGGUUCGUGAUGUUCACCCCCUGCGCCUUCCUCUGCUGGUACCGCCCCAUCUACAAGGCUUUCAGGUCCGACAACUCCUUUAGCUUCUUUGUGUUCUUCUUUGUAUUUUUCUGCCAAAUAGCUAUCUACAUCAUCCAGACUGUGGGGAUCCCUGGCUGGGGGGACAGCGGUUGGAUUGCGGCCCUGUCUGAGCUGAAAACCGCCCCGGCAGUCUCGAUCAUCAUGAUGGUGGUGGCCAGCUUCUUCACCCUGUGCUCCGUCCUCUCGCUCGUCCUUUUGAAGCGGGUGCACACACUGUACCGCCGAACUGGCGCCAGCUUCCAGCAGGCCCAGGAGGAGUUCUCCCAGGGCAUCCUCACCAACAGGAACUUCCGCAGUGCCGCCUCAGGCGUGGCCGCGUCUGCUGCCCGGGGGGCUUUCCAGGGGAACUAGUCCCUCCCUGGCUCCUCCUCCUUCCCUCACCCUUCCCUCCCUCCUCCCCACUGCCACCGUCCCCUCCUCCCCCUUCCCCUCCCGAGAUGCACUUUCCACUGGUGCCUUGCUUCCUCGGCUCCAGUCACGGCCGGGAGUUGCAGAGUUGGAUCUGGCUUUGGCUCCCCCCUUGACGCUUCUUGGUGACCAGCACUCCCUCCCACUCGACGUGUGGAGGAGAGACAGAACACUGUCUCGUACACAAAGAAAUUAACUUGGACCUCUUCCUUCCUGUUUUUUUCCGUUCCUUUCUCCCUCUUUGGGCAGUGAAACUCAAUUGCUGUCUGCUGCAUUGUCUGUCUAGACCCUCAGGAAGUCACUUGGUGCCCACCCCAAGGCUGAGAACUGAAGUGGGGUCUCCGGGGCAGCGGGCGACCUUCGGAGAGUUUCCAGCGGGCUGACCGCCGGUCCUGGUUGGCCCUUCUCUCUUGCCCUGGGGCUUUCUGAGUUUUCCACCCGUGUCGGGGGCCUGAGGCGGGCAGAGCCUCCCCUUUUUGGGCCUCGGCAUGUCCAUCCCCUCCCUGCCAACUCUGCCCAGGCCACCACACCCCUUCCAGACGGGUUUGGAUGGAGGGGCAGCAGUAAGUGAGCAGUGCCCACGGGUGGCUCUGGAGGUCAGCGUUGACUUCCCAGGAGCCCCUUCAGGGCGUUGGUGGCUGUUUUGGAACCCUAAAUGGGACAUGUCCCCCUAGCCCUCUCCCCUCGGCUGUAGCCUAGAGGUUCUCCACAGACAGCCCCGUGUUCCCACAGAUUUCCACGCCAUCCUUCCCCUCCCCUCAGAAUAGCUAUUUUUCUCAAAGUCACUGGCCUUAGGCAAAUCUAUCUUAAUUCCACCCCCUUCCACCCUGAGCCCCUCCAACGUCAGGCUCCCAAGCCAUUUCUUAUUUCCGCAGCCUUAAGAUAACAAAAUAACAAACCCCUGGCUUUGGGUCUGGGGAUUCAGAGGGUGAGUCCCGGCUGGCUGGGUUUCUCUUGUGCCACUGAAUUAAUGUGCAGUGGGGGGGGGUCAGUUGGGGAUUGAGGGGAGGGGUGAGACGGUAAAUUCAGCCAUCAAAGCUGCUGCUGUUUAAGAAAGAGCCCAUCACCCAGGGAAGGGUGUGUGUGACGUGUGUAUAACUUUACUUGUGUGUGUGACUUUUCCAACUUGUAAGAAAGCUAGUUUCGAUGGCCACUUGGCCAAAUUUCUCUCCUGCCACAGCCCUCCCCUUGCAAGGCACAUCAGCCAUUCUUCCCACAUCCCCUUCUCUUCCAGCCUCUAGCCCCUGCGUGAGGCCCCGGGGGUGCCGAGGGAGGAGAUGUUCCCAACAGAAGCCUCCAGCUGCUAAUUGCCAGAUGAGGAGAGCAGCCAAAGCCAGGGACCGCUUCUACAGUGCUCCGCUAGUCAGAGGGGAUUCCCUCCGUGCCACCCCCAGCUCUGGAUCUCUAGAAGCUCCACCGUGAAUCAAAUUGCUACCAAGGACCGACUGGCUGCAGCCCUUGCGUUCCUGCCUCCAUCCUUGCCUCGCCCCACUGCGGGGCAGCCUUAGGUGAAUAGGGUUGAAACGGUUCCAGUGACAGGAGAGCAGAGCACUCCAGGGAUGGUUUGGUUGGUCAUGGUUCCGGCAAGUCUCGGUGGGGUGGUUAGGCAGCACUGGCUUAGAACUGGGUUGUGGCUUAAUUGGGAACAGGCAUGUCAGUCUGGUUUAGUCAAGAGGGCGGAUGGUCGGAGCCCCCAGGAUCCUUUACACCUCAGAGAUGCGCUCACGCUCUCCUUCCCACUCCUCUCACCUUGUCUUUUAGCCUGAAUCUUUGGUCAUCGUGGGGUCUGUAACUCUUUGUCUUUCCCCUGAAUGUCCCUAUGUGUGGUGGCAGAAAAUUCAAUUUUUUUUAACCAUCCCCCUCCCCCCCGACCUUUCUGAAUUAUUUUCUUCCCAUGUAAAAAUGUAUAUGUCACAUUUCAACUUCUAUGCUGGAAUAAAAACCAAACAAACAUG
This is a messenger RNA of Ornithorhynchus anatinus (platypus), 3257 nucleotides long. RefSeq names its product secretory carrier membrane protein 2 (gene SCAMP2). Gene Ontology annotation, biological process: protein transport. Gene Ontology annotation, cellular component: recycling endosome membrane; trans-Golgi network membrane. Bases 118 to 1245 code for a protein of 375 amino acids. The record is from RefSeq and is a predicted model, not a curated record. The transcript is spliced from 10 exons. NCBI's taxonomy places the organism in Eukaryota, Metazoa, Chordata, Mammalia, Monotremata, Ornithorhynchidae.